Molecule: messenger RNA, 1233 nt
Organism: Mycena indigotica
Lineage: Eukaryota; Fungi; Basidiomycota; Agaricomycetes; Agaricales; Mycenaceae
Product: Eukaryotic translation initiation factor 5
Exons: 4
Coding region: 1-1233 (410 amino acids)
Biological process (GO): formation of cytoplasmic translation initiation complex; formation of translation preinitiation complex; translational initiation
Cellular component (GO): cytosol
Molecular function (GO): translation initiation factor activity; GDP-dissociation inhibitor activity; eukaryotic initiation factor eIF2 binding
Source: RefSeq, a predicted model, not a curated record
AUGGCCGCAGGUUUCGUGAAUAUCCGCCGCGAUGUGGAUGACAAGUUCUAUCGCUACCGCAUGCCCAUUCUCCUGACCAAAAUUGAGGGAAAGGGAAACGGCAUCAAGACGGUUCUGCCUAAUAUGGCUGACGUCGCACGUGCGCUCAGCCGUCCUCCCAGCUACACAACCAAAUUCUUCGGCUGCGAACUCGGCGCCCAGACGACAUGCGACGAGAAAAACGAGAAAUAUAUCAUCAACGGUGCUCACAAUGCCGACCGACUGCGGGAGCUCCUUGAUGGCUUCAUCGACAAAUUCGUCUUGUGCAAGUCGUGCAAAAAUCCGGAGACGGAACUUAUCAUCCUCAAAGUCGGUCGCUCGGAAGAUAUCAUUCGUGACUGCAAGGCCUGUGGAGAAAGGACUGGUGUUGAGAUGCGACACAAACUUGUCACUUUCAUCUUGAAGAACCCACCAAUCAAGGCUAGGAAGGGUAAAAAGGCUGCGCAAAACGGUGACGCGGCCGCUGGCGUUGGUGGAGGAGGAGACGUUACGCCCGAUAAUGCUGAAGAAGCGGCCGAUGGAAACCCAGACAGUGACGACGAGCUGACCAAGAAGAUCAAAGCAGAGGCUGCAGAACUCAAUGAGGAGACGACUUUGGCCAAUGAGGACUGGUCCGCUGACACCUCACCUGAGGCAGUCAAAGCUCGCAUGAAAGCCCUUGAAGGUGGCCUGGCUGCGGCCUCUCUCGCAAACGGAGACGAUGAAGGCAGCGACGAUGACGGCAACAGCCCGUAUACCCAGUUUGGCAAUUGGAUCAUGGAUGUUCCGGAACUGGACCCGAAGGCUCUCAACGUCGCCAUAUACAAGAAGGCGGAGGAACUCGGAAUCGAGAAGAAGCACAAAACCGUCUUGAUUCUCGUCACCAUCUUUACCGAGGAUGUUUUGACAGAAAUCCCCAACUUGGCACCGCUUUUCAAAAAGAUGGUUACGUCGGAGAAGCAUCAGAAAGCGUUGCUCGGCGGCAUCGAGCGCUUGGUUGGGCUUGCGUUCCCCGAUUUGCUGCCCCAGGUCCCCAAGAUCCUCAUGGCCCUCUACCAGGAUGACAUUCUCGACGAAGAAGUCAUCACCAACUGGGGAACCCAUGUCAGCAAGAAGUAUACUGACAAGGAAACAAGCAAGAAGGUCCGCAAGGCUAGUGAGCCUUUCUUGAAGUGGCUUGAAGAAGCUGACGAUGAUGACUCGGAUGAGGAUUGA